CGCUACUAAAAUAAAAAAAAACUAAAAACUAACCUUCCUGCGUUUAAUCUCCAUGUUGUUGAAAACUGAACCGUAAAGAAAUGAAGAAUACGAAAAAGAAUAAGCAUACUACGAAGCGGCUAUUACUAAAAUGACUCCUUGCCGCUGUCUAUUCAUCAGCGAAGCGCCUCUCAACGAUGAGUCUUGACAUAGAGAAGAUUGUUAAGAUAUCUAAUAACAAAAUGGCCGCGAUAAUGACUCAAGGUUUUAUGUACAGUUCGCCUCGCAGAAUUGUAUUAGAAUAUCACGAAGGAAUUACAGUGAAAUUAGAAGAAAACUUAUAGAGAAAAAAAUAUUUCAUUCCUAUUAAGAAAAGAGUGAUCAUUUAUCCGGUACACAAAAAUAAUAUAAGAAGUUAUUCGCAACAAACAUAUAUAGAAGUGACUGUAACAGAAUGGCUUACAAAGAAACUAUACAACAUAAACCAAGUUUUGUAAGAGAAGCUGCAAUUCAAAUUGGUGCAGGAGGCUGUGCAGGUUUUGUAGAAGUCUGCAUAAUGCAUCCAAUGGACCUUAUUAAAACACGCUUCCAACUACAGGUCAAAAUUGCACAAAAUGAUGCUCUUUACUAUACAGGAAUUCGUGACUGUAUGAGAAAAAUGUAUCUAAAUGAAGGGUUUGCAGCAUUCUGGAAAGGUAUAUUACCUCCAGUUAUUAUGGAAACGCCAAAAAGAGCAGUGAAAUUCUUCUCCUUUGAGCAGUACAAGAAGCUGUUUAGUGAUAGCUCAUCAAAAACAAUGGUAUUUUAUUAUGCUGGCUUCCUGACAGGUGUAACAGAGGGUAUUUUAGUGAAUCCAUUUGAAGUAGUUAAAGUACAAAUGCAAUCUGAUCGCAAGCAUUUUAAACAUAGUCCAUCAACUUUCACUGUAACCCAACGAAUACUUGCACAACAAGGGUUUGGAUUGAAUGGUCUCAAUAAAGGUUUAUCUGCUACAAUAAUGCGAAACAGUAUUUUUAAUACGUUCUACUUCGGUAUUUACAAUACUCUUCUUCCAUGGGUGAAGACACAACAAGAUUAUGCUCCAGAAUUGUUGCUUAAGUUUGUCAUAGGCUUUAUAUCAGGUACAUUAGCAUCUUGUAUGAAUAUACCAUUUGAUGUUGCUAAAAGUCGCAUACAAGGACCUCAAGGUGAAAUUCAAUACAGGGGGACUAUACAAACAAUUUAUAUAGUCUAUCAUAGAGAAGGAUUCAGAGCCUUGUAUAAAGGAUUACUACCAAAGGUCUUGAGAUUAGGACCAGGUGGUGCGAUUAUGCUUAUAGUUUAUGAACAUAUGAAAUCGUAUCUUAAUGUGGUUGUUCCUUAUUGAUAGCAGUACUAGACUAACAUAGACUGAAUGUGUGCAUUUAUUGCUACUACCAAACCAUUAUUUUAAUUUGCAAGUAUAUUCUUCAAAAGAAAGAUCUUAAAAUGCAUCUCAUAGUAUAAUUUAUUAUCAAUUAAAGUCUCUUCUUAAUUUUAAUCUAUUAAAAUGGUAAUAGUUAAUUAAUGUGCACUACAAUGUAUCUUUAUUAGAUAUAUUGUUUUUUAUCUUUAUUACAGGCGAAAACUAAGUGAAUCCUAUUAAUCGUAAAAAAAAAAUAAAUAAGUAGUAAACACAA
Megalopta genalis is the source of this 1637-nucleotide messenger RNA. Its product is annotated as mitochondrial 2-oxodicarboxylate carrier. The record is from RefSeq and is a predicted model, not a curated record. Gene Ontology annotation, biological process: transmembrane transport. NCBI's taxonomy places the organism in Eukaryota, Metazoa, Arthropoda, Insecta, Hymenoptera, Halictidae.